AUGGCCCUGAAUUGGUUUUACAGGCUGAACCCCCGCACCAUUAACUCAUUUGACAGUCGGAAGCAGACCUUCCUGGACCAUUUCAUGAUCCAAACUGAUCGCUUGUACUCCGCCGAUGACUUGUACAUGUUUCGGCAGGGUGAGGACAAGCCACUUCGGGAGUAUGCAGCCCGGUUCAGCCACGAAUACUCCCGCUGCCUAGAGACUGAUGACCGCGCUGCCUUCGGUGCUUUCAAAAGUGGCCUAUGCGAGUCCAACUUCCAGUACCUAGUUCAUAGCAACCCUUGGAACACAUAUGCUAAAUUAAUGAAACAGACAUCAAUUCACGCCAAGGCUGAGUACUUCAAUUCCAAGCGUGGCCCAACCACCCCGGCACGGAACACUUUUGCUGAUCCUCCACCUUCUUCAGUACCCACCCUAGCCCCACCUCAACAUUCUACUCUCGCCCUAAGUACCCAAGGUACCCCACACCCAAAAGGGAAAGAUAGCUAG
Messenger RNA from Prunus armeniaca (apricot), 492 nucleotides. NCBI's taxonomy places the organism in Eukaryota, Viridiplantae, Streptophyta, Magnoliopsida, Rosales, Rosaceae. The record is from the annotation of a GenBank genome assembly.